GAAACGUCAGAACUUCAAAAGAAUAUACAAGAGUUGGUUUGGAACCUCUCUGCAUUAAGAGAUUACUCGGUAGGAGUAAUUCUAAAUCAUUAGCAGUGGUCAGUUAAAAGCAAAAGUGCACUGAUGUGAAAUACAUGGAUACAUAUAUGUACAUAAGACUAAAGGCCCCAAAAGGACUUUUAACUCCCUGAUUGUUGUUGAUUGUAAUGGAACAGAAAUAUACAUGUUUUAAACAGAGCUUUAAUAAUUCCCUGGAGCGCAGGCUGGAGGCAUCGUUUUUGUGUUAACAACACUGCAUGUCUUCUGUUUUAACUUCUGCACUGUGGUGAUCUAAAUUUUAUAUCUAAUCCGAGACUGUUGUGUGCCUGGGGGAGAAUGAUAAACAUUGCUAUAGGUCAUCUUAAGUGUCAUUAUCACAGACAUUAUCAGCGUUCUCCUAAUUUUUUUAACCAUUUUUGGAAGAAUAGCACCUAUAUAGCAAUCAUCAUCAUUAAAUCAUUAUGACCAAGAAAUGAGAAGAGGGUAUUAUUCUACAAAGAAACUUGAUCACGAAUAUUAAUUUGCAUUUUUUUAUUGUUAUAGGUUUCAGGGGAUGUAAAAGAACUGAAGAAAAACGUAAGUUUGCCAUUCAUUCGCCUCCUUUAAUAAUCGUAAUGAUCAUCUUAAUCUUAAUAAUAAUGAUAAUGAUUGUAAAUCAUCAAUAACAAUAAAACAUUUAUUAAAAAUAUGAUAUAAUGUUAAAUGGUUUCUUUUCUUUUCUUUUCUUCCUUGUGUUAGGUCUCAGCAGAGUUGAAGGAGCUAGUGAUAAAGGCAAGUUUAAAUUCAACCAUUUCCAGUUCCAUCUAUAUUAAAAAAUCACUAUUGGUGCGCUUAGUUUAACAUGAGUUCCUUACUUUAUGGUAGAUGGAAAAAAAAAUGGAAAACAUGAAAAACGAGGUAAGUUUCGUUAUCUGAAUCUCUCACUGUUUCAAUCCCCAUCAUCAUGAUGUUCAAAAGCAAAACGCGGACUGCUCUAGUAAUUUCACCAACUUUUGUAGGCCCGUUAAUUCUCUAACACAAUAAUUUGGCUCGUUCUAUUUUUUAGGGCAAAAAUACAGAGCUAGAGGAUAUCCGUCUCGUAGUACAGGAUGCUGCACAAACUUUGACUGGUCUGAAUACAAGCGUAAAUGAGAGGUUUCUGCAUUUUCAAAAAACAAUCAUCCAACUGGAUCAAAAGGUACAUAUACUUGAAUGUAUUAUUGGGUGCCAUUUCGUACUGAAUUUCGAAUCAACCUCUGACUGACCUUUCACUUUCACUUUCACUUCUAUUUUCACUGUCACUGUCACUGUCACUGUCACUAUUACUGUUACUUUCACUGUCACUGUAAAUAACAAUUUCAUUUCCAUUGUCAUUGACACCGUCACUUUCAUUGUCAUUGACACUGUCACUUUCUCUGUCACUUUCACUGUCACUUUCACUGUCACUGUCAUUGUCACUGACAUUCUUAUUGUAAUUGCGGCAAUUGGCAUUGUCAUUACAAUUGUCAUCAUUUUCAUUGUUAUCAUCAUGGUAAUGGUUACUGUGAAUAUCAUUGUUGUUGUUGCUUUUUUUUAAUUGAGUAGGUGAAAAAUGCUACUGGCAGCAGGAGCGUCAGAGGACCACCUGGAGUCAACGGUUCUAAUGGAGACGUUGGACCUGCCGGACCCGCCGGACCUCGAGGAUAUAAUGGUACAAAGGGUGACAUUGGACUUUCCGGACCUGCCGGACCUCCCGGUCCUCCGGGAUAUAAUGGUACUCAGGGCCAUGCAGGACCGCCUGGAAUACCUGGUGUUCAGGGUCUUCGUGGACCAUCUGGGUUCAAUGGUACCCAGGGUCCACCUGGACCCGGGGCCAGUUCCUGUGUUUUUAAGAAUUUAACCAGCUCUGGUACGGCAGCAAGCCCGAUCGCCCCACAAGAAACUACGGCGACGGAAACAAACGUAAGUUUAGUUGAAGAUUGUGAAAGUUGA
Pocillopora meandrina is the source of this 1989-nucleotide messenger RNA. Lineage: Eukaryota; Metazoa; Cnidaria; Anthozoa; Scleractinia; Pocilloporidae. The record is from the annotation of a GenBank genome assembly.